Messenger RNA from Camponotus floridanus (Florida carpenter ant), 965 nucleotides. RefSeq lists its product as uncharacterized. Lineage: Eukaryota; Metazoa; Arthropoda; Insecta; Hymenoptera; Formicidae. The coding region runs from base 378 to 893 and encodes 171 amino acids. The record is from RefSeq and is a predicted model, not a curated record. The transcript has 5 exons.
UCGCGUAAGUCGCGGUAGCGCACACAAGACGUGCACACAAACACACAGACACAGAUUUACGCCGACUUGGUGUUGGUGGCACCAAGGCACCGACAUGUAGGUGUGUACAUGACUGUCGUAGGUGUACACCAUCCGCGGUUUGGCGCGGUUGGCCGCGCGCGCUCUUGGCACAGUUUCUGAUCAUCUCCUAUCGCGAGCGGACGAUUUCCACCUCGUAUCUCUAGUCUAGCCUCGCGUCUCCUCAGCAUCCCUAGAUCGGCGCGAUCGAUCACAAGAAAGGAGAUCUCGCCCCGAGAUGAAGUGAGUAUGCGAUACCCGCCUUCGCGAAUCAACGUGACAUUUGACAGCUGGAUUGACAGGAGGUCCAAGUGCUGUUAAUGAGUGCGAUUAUACAAUUGAGAACAUGUUGCAGAUGUUGUUCCCUGAAAACGGGAACGAUUUUUAGCGGAGUAUGCGGAAUCGUGCUCGCUAUCAUUUCUUUAAUUUUGAUCUUCACGGCGAACGUAGAAUGGAAAACAAUAAUCAUCGACAUUUUGGACAAAACGACCGUGAAGAUCAUCUUCGCGAUCAACCUUUGCAUGACCAUCCUGAUCUCUACGCUGCUCAUAAUCGGCGCCUUAAAAAAAAAUACAUUUAUGAUGCUGCCAUGGGUGGUCCUGGGUAUAAUGUUGGUCAUCGGCCUUCUUGUGAGCAUCCUUUAUACCGCGAUCAUGUUCUUCAUAAAGCACGAAGUUAUCAACGGUGUUCUUUGGCUUCUCUUCGGUAUACUUGCUGUCGUGAUAUACACAUACAUGUGGCUGGUGGUGUACAGUUAUUUUCAAGAACUGGGAAUCGAGAAAAUGAACAAAAGAAUGGGUCCUUAUGGAAAACCAUAUAAUUACCGAAGGCCAUGAGAGAAGAAUUGAAUGAAUGGUUGCGCGAUUACAGGAGUCCAGCUCGUCUGCGAAGUGGAUCCAUUAUAUCAU